GACUUAAUUCACUCUAGAUCUCAACACUUCACGGUCAGCAUUUCCCAGUAAGCUAAAGCAAACUACGCAGGAAUGUAGUUCUUCAAAAGACUCCAUUAUCUUUGCAGCGAUUAGAGUGGACAGUGUGAAGUAAACUGCUCUGUGUGAUCCCGGCGUCAAAAAUGCAUCCCCGGCGCAGUGCUCAGGAAGUCCUACUGUGUGACCUCUGUAAAACUGUCCCCCUACAGAGUCAUUGUGAACUAUGUAAAAUAAAUCUCUGUUUUAACUGUGUAGGAAAACACAUCUCGGAUUUGUCUAAACGACACAAUGUCGUGCACUAUUUUUACAGAAAGUCUACACCUAACUACCCGAAAUGUCCGAAACACGCCGAAAAACACUGCGAACUACACUGCGAAAAAUGUGACAUUCCUGUCUGUAUUACCUGCGUCUCCUCUGGUCAACAUGAAGGUCACAAGAAAUUAGAUGUUUUGGAAAACCUAAGCUAUAAAACACUAAAUAUACAAAAAGAUUUGGAAGAAUUAGAGACCAGCAUUUAUCCCCGAAAUAAAGAAAUGGCGUCCGAUGUCCAAAGUGAGAAAGCCGAGUUAGAAACAAAUUACGGGAAACUGAUAACAGUUGCCGAUCAUCAAGGAGAAAUCUUGCAUCGACAGAUCACCACCAUUGUCAACCAGCGGAAAUCUCACAUUGAGGAGAUGAAAAACAAACACCUAUCUAUCCUGAAUAAAAAUACAGAAGAAAUCACACAGAAAAUUACUGAACUCAAACAGAUCAUUUCCGACUUCAAAUCAAUACUAGAAUCCGAUGACGUCUCCUUAACCUCUACCUACAAAUCUAGGAAUUCCGAAUUUAGAACAUUACCGCCUAAAGUCCGAGUUACAUUGCCGAGUUUUUCUUCUCCGAAAAUAAAUAAAGAUCAGCUCAAUGACAUGUUUGGUUCUCUGUCACCACUAUCCAUUAACACAGAACAUGGCGACACAACGAAGUCAGCAGAAGCUGUAUCGUCUCCUCCAGUCAAACCACUGCUUGAUGAACCGAGACUCACCGCCACCAUAGACACUGGGUAUAACAGAGUAUUCAGUGUUAGGUGUCUCAGUGAUGAUCGAGUCUGCACAUGUGGGAACAACAAAAUCAUGAAGCUCCUCAACCUCCAGGGUACACUACUGAAUUCAAUACAAACCGAGUCAGGGGACGCACCACAAGACAUGGAAGUGACACGGGACGAAGAUCUUGUUUAUACUGACACUAAAAGGAAAACUGUACACCUAGUGAAGAAUAAACAGAUACAGACCGUGAUCACACUACAGGGGUGGGAACCUUACAAUGUGUGCAGUUCCUCCUCUGACGAUCUCCUGGUUACCAUGAUCAGUGAUGAUGAAAAACAAUCCAAAGUUAUGCGUUACUCUGGCUCCACAGCGACACAAACCAUUCAGUUUGAUGAUCAGGGUCGUCCUCUCUAUUCGUCUGGUGUCUCCAAAUACAUCUGUGAGAACAGGAACCUGGAUAUCUGUGUGGCUGAUCGCGAUGCUAGUGCAGUGGUGGUGGUCAAUCAGUCGGGAAAACUCCGAUUUAAAUACACUGGUCAUCCCUCUAAUACCAUGAAAGCAUUUUAUCCACGUGGCAUCACUACAGACAGCCAGAGUCACAUCCUGACAGCAGACUAUGACAAUAACCGUAUCCACAUCCUAGAUCAGGACGGACAGUUCCUCCGUUACAUUAACAACUGUGGUUUACGCGCUCCGUACGGUCUAUGUGUGGACAUCAGAGACAACCUCUUUGUGGCUGAAUAUAAGACUGCUAAGUUGAAGAAAAUCCAAUAUCUGUGAACACAGUGUUAAUUACACAUCUCAAAACAGUAUUAAUUAAAACUCUAAACACAGUAUUGAUUGCUUAUCACGCCUCAGACAAAAUUGUUGAAAUCUAAUUGGUCAGAUCUUGGUCACAUGACGCCGUGAAAAAAACCGUAUCAUGCGAGUAAAAUCCGUAUUGGGCGAGUAAUUUUAUUUAUCGUCGGGUUCGACUUGCAGCCGUGUCAAAAGGAAAGACAUUUGACUAAGUUGUAUGAUAUAGACCCCCCACAUAUACAGUUAAAGGUCUUCGACGUGAUAAAUUCGUUACACAGUUAGUUAGUGACCUGAUACGGAAAAAUACAUGGUGUGAAAAGAAAACCCGUAUCGGGCGAGGCGAAGCCAGUUAGAAGCCGAGCCCGAUACGGGAUUUCUUUUCACACCAUGUAUUUUUCCGUAUCAGGUCACUAACUAACUGUGUAACUAAUAUUAUCAUGGUGUUGAUUACAUAUCUAAACAUAGUAAUAUCUACCGCAGUGUGUUAAUUACAACUGCUUCUUCAUUACAGUCCUUUGUUAAUUUGUGUUUGUGUUGUGUAACUACAUGUAACAUGUUGUGUUUCUGUCUUUAAUUGAUUGAACAUUUAUGGCUCACUGUUGUUUAGUAAUUAUAUCUUACAAUAUCUGUAUUAUUAUAUUUAGUGGAACUUUAUUAAUCUUAGUAUAUUAAUGGCUAAUUUAACUGUGUUACUAGUUAUUUAUCUAUUUAUAUACAAUUGUUUUCAACACACGUGAAUCACUGAACACAAUUUAAUGAUUAUGAAUCGGUUAUUGUGAAGUAAUUAGGAGUUUCACUUUGUCAGUAGUUUGUGUGUAGCUAUGAAUUAUAGUACAUCCACUACUGAGUACUUGCAUGUAUGCAUGUAUUUGUUUUAGUGUGGUAAACUACUAAUUCAACAUUACUCUGUUUGUUAAUCAUGUCCUUUAAUACAUGUCCGUGUUGUAUGUUUCAUUGUAUAUAUAAUAAAUACACAUGAUUUAGA
Molecule: messenger RNA, 2826 nt
Organism: Ostrea edulis (European flat oyster)
Lineage: Eukaryota; Metazoa; Mollusca; Bivalvia; Ostreida; Ostreidae
Product: E3 ubiquitin-protein ligase TRIM36-like
Exons: 2
Coding region: 162-1823 (553 amino acids)
Biological process (GO): proteasome-mediated ubiquitin-dependent protein catabolic process; protein polyubiquitination
Molecular function (GO): zinc ion binding; protein binding; ubiquitin protein ligase activity
Source: RefSeq, a predicted model, not a curated record